GCGGAAUGUAUUGAGUGGAAACGUGGGAGUCUCAGCUCAUUGCUCGAUGAGCGUAGAACUGAACAGUACGGCCGAUAUUACAUCUAGUGUGGACAAUAUAUACUCUCCGUGUGGUGCGCUAUGUUGGAUAUACACGUGUAAGCAUGGGUCCCGGGAUCCGGGACAGACUUGAUGUCCGGUGAUCGUGGGGUCGAUCGCGGACCUCACAACCCUGUAGGCUGCGAACCUACAACACUAGCAGGCAGGCCAGGCCAAUAUGGCGGCCAUGCCUCGACUGUUUGUGAGUGUUGCUUUUGUUGUUUUGGGGAGUUACAUUGUCCAGCAUGGAGCUUUUGGAGAAAAUGUACUCUGUCCAGGGGCUUGCUCGUGUCUUGCCCGAAUGGUGGACUGUAGUAAGAAGGGUCUCAUCGAAGUGCCGAAGGAUUUACCAAGUUGGGUAACGAUAUUGGAUUUACAAUCAAAUGCAAUAACAACUUUGAAUCCUGAUGACUUCAAGGGAUUACAUCUUACAGAAUUAGACCUUGGCAACAAUGACAUCAAGUUUAUAAACAACACUGUCCUACAUAAUCUGUCGUCUCUUCAAAUUCUAAAACUCAACUACAAUAAACUAAGCGAGGUCCCUGUGAUGUCGACAAAUUCAAGUUUAACAGAAUUAGCAUUGAACCACAAUGCUAUCAACACGUUGAAUCCAGAGGCAUUCCAGUCAAUGCCAAACUUGAAGACGCUGGAGUUGAAUUACAAUGAAAUCAUGGAUUUACCUCUUGGGACUUUUCCUGCCAAGUCAAAGCUGGAGAAAUUGUUUUUAAAUAAUAAUCGUAUAGUGAGCCUAGAGCUGGGGUCCUUUGUUAAUGUGACAUCCCUGGAGUGGCUGAAACUCAACAAGAACAAGCUGAUGGAGAUUCAGAAGCACCAGUUUGUCAACCUGACGAACCUCAAAACACUUGAAUUAACGAGAAAUCGAAUACAGAAGGUGGAAGGUCUUGCAUUUGCUGGAUUGAAACAUUUAAAAGUGCUGAAGCUUAAGAAAAACGCCCUGUCCAACCUGAUGGAUGGUGCUUUCUACGGCUUGGAGAAAGUGGAGACACUGCUGCUCGACCACAACAACAUCUCCAGCGUGCAGAAACGAUGGCUGUAUGGACUUGAGUCAAUCAAACAGAUGACUCUAUCACACAACAAUAUUCAUGCUAUUGAGCAGGACUGCUGGGGCUUCUGCAAGAAACUCACCAAGCUGGAUAUGACCCACAAUCGUCUGAGUUCAAUUGCCUCCCGAACUUUUGCUCAACUGGAGUCGCUGCAGGAGCUGUUUCUGAACUUCAACCUGAUUUCUCGGAUAGAUGAUGGCUCCUUCAAAGAUUUAUCUUCUCUCACUACAUUGGAGUUGAAUAACAAUGAGAUUGCUGAUGCCAUUGAAGAUUCAAAUUCAGCAUUUGAGGGUUUACGGAAGCUGGUCAAGCUGAGUCUGGCAACCAAUAAGAUCCUGUCUAUAACCCGUGGAGCCUUCGACGGCCUGGACAAGUUGAGGCACUUGUAUAUGGAAGACAACGCCAUCACGUCCAUCGAGGAGAAUCCAUUUGUUGGUCUCAACAUGCGUGACCUACAUUUCAACACCAGCAACUUACUGUGCGACUGUCAGAUCGCCUGGCUGCCAGGAUGGCUGCGUCAGGCUAGUUUUGAAUCCAGCGUCCAUGCAGUGUGCAGUCACCCCAUCUCCCUCAAAGGACGCAGCAUCUUUGAUGUACAGUUUGAAGAUUUCAAAUGCAUCAAUUUGUCCAAACCUUUGAUUCUGGAAGAUCCGAAAUCUCAGAUAGCGCUGAAGGGAGACAAUGUGACACUCAGCUGCAUCGCGAAGGUGCCAGGGGAAGGAACACCAAAGUUCCAGUGGAAGAAGGAUAACAUCCUCCUGACCAGUGCCGAUGUUGUGACUGAAGCUGUCAAUGACGGUGAUGCGAUGAGCUACACAUCACGCCUGCAUAUGCGUAAUGUGCAGGACGACAUGAACGGCCUCUACCAGUGCAUCAUCACAAACAGCUUUGGAUCAUCUUACUCAAAGAAGGCCGAGAUCAAUGUGCAUGUGUUCCCAGUGUUCACGAAGAUCCCAGUCGAUGUGACGGUGAAGGUGGGGACCACAGCCAAGUUGGAGUGUUCCGCCACCGGGCAGCCUCAGCCCACCAUUGCCUGGCAGAAGGACGGAGGAAUCAACUUCCCAGCAGCCCGUGACCGCCGCAUGCACGUCAUGCCGUCGGACGACACGUUCUUCAUCACCAACACACGGACGGAGGACGAGGGCAUCUACAGUUGCACCGCCACCAAUGAUGCAGGGACGAUCAUCAUCAAUGCAACACUGACUGUGCUUGAAACUCCUUCCUUCAGUCAGCCUAUGGAUGAGGAGAAGGUAUUUCAUGAGAGGGACACAGUGGUUUUAGAGUGUCGCGCUUCGGGCAAACCUAAACCCAAGCUAAAAUGGUUGAAGGAUGACAAGGAGCUUGUGUUCACCGAUCGGCACUUCACCACAGCAGACGACCAGCUGCUGAUCAUCGUGGACACCAAGCCCUCGGACAAGGGAACCUACACCUGCAAGAUGUCCAACACGCUCGGAGAACAGAAGGGCAAAACCAUGCUGAAACUGCGGGCCAGCGAUGGGAGCUUCGGGGGCCACCCUUCAGCUGGGUUUGGUCUGGAUGAUGAGUCAACUACAACGGGAAUCAUCAUCAUCGCCGUGGUGUGCUGCGUUGUGGGAACAUCUCUUGUGUGGGUCAUCAUCAUCUACCAGACGCGGAAGAGGCACGAGCUGUACAGCUCAACUCCAACAGGGCAUCUUUGUAUUCAAGAUGAGACAACUCUGCCUUGUGAAGUCCCGAGUUCUGGCUACACCUCUUCAGACAAGGAGGGCAGUUUCAGCCAACCACCGAUCACUGUACUGAACUACCAGUACCCGGAUUACCAGAUGAAGGAGUCCGGGUACGAGUCCUCGUCUGGGAGAUUCCGGCCCAAUGGCUGGACCCGUCCUGCCGCCAUCUUCCCCAGCGAUGUGGAUGAGGAUGACCAGCCUCAGUCUGUCCAGUACAGCCUCGCUGACCAGCAUCAGGGACGGCAUUCGGGAGGCAACAGCAUGUCCAGCUUGCACUACCCGCACAGUGAAACAGACACUAUUGCUAGCUCGCACAGCACGAGCAGCACCCACACAAGCGGGCAUCACACGUUACGAACAUUUCACCCGCAGCUGACCAAUCAUGAUCGGUGUCAACAUCACGGAAGUUGUGACAAUUGUGAAAGUUGUGAAUGCUGUGAGAAUUCUCGGACUGUGGGAGUGAAUUCACAUGUAAUAUCCAUGCACAAAUCUCACAGUAUUUCCUCAAUACCAAGUUCAAGGUCAUCAGGAAGUGUAGGUCGGCCUGAUGGUGUGGUGUCGCCACAUGUUGCUCACUCAAAGUGCUCUUCUGUAGGAACCCCUUUGGCAAAACACUCAGACUCGGGCGUGUGUGAGUGUGCCAAUGGUGGGAUAGCAGGCCGGGGGCCGACCCCUCCCCAGCCAGUCCACAUUACAUGUAACCCACUGGACAGGUUACCCAACUCUAUAGACUCUACACGAAGUGAGAAAUCACACAAGGUGCCCAACGGAGCAUGCCCACGCGUAUCAGCAAAGUCCCAGCAUGCAACUGUAAAUACUCAAGUCUGUCACCCGUCAGCCAAUCAUGUGCCAGCCAAACCACGUGACUGUUACGACAGCCCGCACUCUGUCAUUCCAGGGCCUCAUUUGCAUACGAACUCUGUCAACCGAACGAGACAAAACUCCCAGGUGGACGUAUAGCACAACGGGUUGUGGAGCAACAUAAUACAGCAACUGUGAUUGGCUCAAAUCCUGUGAAGCAGAAAUGCUCCACCAGCAGCGCAAUGUGUCCUCAAAACUUCAGUGCUAUUUAAUGAGGAUGCUGGACGUUAAGCGACAAGUUCGCUGAAGUACAACGGUGAAGUUGUGGACGAAUGGUGACUGUGUCGCCACAAUGCAACUCUGAAGACGGGUAUUUUUUGUGUCUGAGAAAGAGGCUCAAAAGCAGUUGGAGUGUACUUAAGGAGGGAAACAUUAGCAAUCGAACAAGAAGCCUCCACCAUGUGACCCAAUAUACCUCAAUUCUACUGGCUACGACCCUGUUUGGGAGGCGGAGGUUUCUGGGAAUCAUACGAAGUAUUAGCUGUGUACAGACGCAAUAGUAGAGUGAGAGCAUGAGACGAACUUUGUACAUAUUUGUGACACAAGUGGAGUGAGUGAGUGAGAAUGGCAAUGCGAGAUGGGGAUGUGGCUAAGAAUGCUCACUGACUUAAGUUUGAAGAAAAAUAAAGUUAAAUUCAAGGACAUUUUUCUCAGUUACUUUUCAAGUAUAAUUUGCGUGUUUUUAUAAACAGUAAUUUAAGCUGUUGUGAAAUGUAGCCACAUCGCCCAGGGUCAGCCCAGAUUGGCUACAGCAUUAACCCUAGAGCUGGUAUGCUCAUUUCUACCUCCAGACUUGCAUCUUGUGUUUCCUCCAUUAGCUGCAGCUAAAUGCUCCUCUAGGUUAGAUGCAUAAUACUGUGAACAACACAUGGUGACAUUAUGUCCAAUUCACCCUUACACUGACCAUUCCCUACUCAUGUGUACCUGAGUUGUGAACGGUCUUUGAAAGGGUUAAUAAGGUUCUCCGCUGAAAACUGUCCCGAGCACCUCUCUAACAGCCGGUUAUUUUCGAUCCUGGGACCCAAUCCACAAAUGUUUCCUAGCACGACAGCAUUUCCUCUUAAGCUAUAGAGUUACCAUAGUCUUAGAGCUAUGAAGGAUUUGUUGAUUGGGACUUUGUAAAUUUGUAUUUAGUUCAGUAAAAUAAAAUACCAAUUAUCUUAAGCAACUUAAAAACGUGGUCAAUGCGGUAGGGAACACCGACGAAAGACGCAUGACACAAGCAUCACUUGAUUGUUUGGGUCAUGCCUAUUAUUAUAACUUGACCUACUGAAUAGACGAGUGUUCAUACAGUAUUUUCAGUGGCAGAAUUUGGACGUAGUUGUCACCUCUAUUUUUAGAUGCCAAUGGUACGUUUGUUUGAUGCAUAUAAGUGCUGCGUGAACUGAGGCCAACUUGUUUUAAAAUGGCAUAACUCCUUGACAGGAUUGAAAGGGUCUCAGGGUUAUUUUUCAUGAUACUUCCAUGUUUUAGCAUUAAGGAAAGGAAGGUAUAUAAAUGCUUGAGUUUCAUUACUGCUUAGAAUAAUUUCCUGUACGAAGGGGUAAAUAUUAUUUGAAUUAUUACUGUUCAAUGCAUAAUUACCGAUCUGCGAAAUCCACCCCUCUUGAAAUCCUUUCUUCCAAGGUGUGCAAUGGCUUUGUGGGCAGUUUUGAUUGAUAUAUAUUUAACAUGGUUUAUACCUCAGACUGAAUGGCAAAAUAAAUCCAGAAUUAUUGCAUUUCUUGUGGAGAAAAAGCUCCCAUUGUCAAAUAAUCUACUUAAUUAUUGAAUACUUAAGCACCACCAAAGGAACAAUUUUCCAUGUGGUUUUUCUGGACAAGAUAUGGUAAUAAUUCUGGUAAUAUGAGUUGUGAAGACCUUGGUAUCAGGGAGAUCUGAUACUGGUUCGGGGCCCAUAUGAUAUGCUUGUUAUUGCCCAUGCGAGGCCCUCCUAUGACUGACAUGAAUUAUUAUGCUGAUUGGCUCGUUGUAAUGUGAUUUGAAUUUUAUGUGACAAACAUGCAUGUUGUCAUAAAAGUAUCACCAGUACAGUUUGAUUGUUUUAUUGUUUAAAACAGUUUUAUGAACGAUAUUUAAAUGAUUUUUCUUCUUUUAAAACAAGUUCUUAUGACUUCUGAAUUUGAUAUUUUCCUCAAAAUUUCAAUCUUGAAGCAUUUUGUCGUGUGGGCAAUGCAUGAUAUGGCUGAAUGGGAUGAGUGGUAGAAUGUGUGUGUGUUCGUUCAUGGAGGGUCUUGGCACAAGGGCGCAUGUUUGUAUAUAUUUUGUUGACUACACAUCUUUGUACAACAUCGACUCAAGAAUGUAGAACUAAUUUAUUGUACAAACCACUACAAGUUUGAGUGAGACUUUCAGCAAUCAGUACUGUUAUUUGUACAGUAUAUUUGACAAAAAAUAAAAAGAACAAAUAAAAAAACAAACAAAA
Molecule: messenger RNA, 6134 nt
Organism: Haliotis rufescens (red abalone)
Lineage: Eukaryota; Metazoa; Mollusca; Gastropoda; Lepetellida; Haliotidae
Product: leucine-rich repeats and immunoglobulin-like domains protein 2
Exons: 20
Coding region: 257-3808 (1183 amino acids)
Molecular function (GO): protein binding
Source: RefSeq, a predicted model, not a curated record